Messenger RNA from Dunckerocampus dactyliophorus (ringed pipefish), 2699 nucleotides. It is a transcript of the gene nat8, whose product is annotated as N-acetyltransferase 8. Gene Ontology annotation, molecular function: N-acetyltransferase activity. The transcript has 3 exons. The record is from RefSeq and is a predicted model, not a curated record. NCBI's taxonomy places the organism in Eukaryota, Metazoa, Chordata, Actinopteri, Syngnathiformes, Syngnathidae. Bases 384 to 1058 code for a protein of 224 amino acids.
CCAUCUUAGCAUUAAGUCCUUUGCCUUUGAUCAUGCGGGACCAGAUGCGACUCAAGUAAUACAAUUAUUUUUUUAAGAAGGCGUAGCUAUGGUUUUCCCAUUUUGUUGCAGACCAUGAAAGCACCAUAUCCCAAGCGCAGAGAGACAGACUGAGUUGACCUCCUUUUGCUUCAACUUUGCCUUGCUUUUGCCUUCAACUUUCCUUUUCUUUCUCCUCUUCUCUCUGCACCGUAACAUACUUCUUGUACAAGGACGAGUACGCCAAGACAGGUCAGAGGGCGACCACCUUGCUACAACGACGUUCGAGUUAACCUCGGAUUUGCCUGCUCCCGAUUGGGCACUGUGCGAGUGAAGGAGAAAUUUAAGACUUCCUGUGUUGAGCGAUGGCCGCUGUCCAGAUUCGGAAGUACCGCGACGACGAUGGCGAGAUGGUGAAGGAGCUCUUCUUGCUCGGCAUGAGCGAGCAUGUGCCCUCAUCCUUUGUGCACCUCCUCAAGCAGCCGCUCACCCAGAUGGUACUCAUGUGCACCUUCUGUGCCCUGCUGACCAGCUCCAAAUCUUUCCUGCUGCCCAUCCUGACUGUCACGCUGCUGCUCGCUGCAGCCCGCCAGCUAGUGGUCUACCAGUUCAAAAGCUACAUUGAAACGUCCUACAAGCAGGACUUGAACACCAUUGGCGAGACAUACAUGAAGGGCGAGGACUCUUGCUUCUGGGUGGUGGAGAACGAGGGGCAGGUGGUGGGCAUGGUGGCCUGCCUGCCCAACGAGAAUGUCCCGGAUUGUUUGGAGCUGAAGCGCCUGUCCGUGCGUCGCAGUCACCGCGGCAGGGGCGUGGCCAAAGCACUGUGUCGGAGGGUGGCGGACUUUACCCGCGAGCGAGGUUAUGCUGCCGUCCUCCUCUACACUUCGGUGGUACAGACUGACGCUCAGAAGCUCUAUGAGCACAUGGGCUACAAGAAGGUGCGCGAGUUUGUCAUUCCUGACAUCGUAGCCAAGCUCCUAAACUUCUCCCUCUUUGAGUACAGACUGGAUUUGCAGAAAGACAAAAAAGGAAACUGAUGUAAACACCAGUGCUGGACUACUUUCAAUCGCUGAUAAAUUGAGUGCGCAUUGGGGGGAAAAAGGCAACAAUCAUUUGAAUCCUAGUGGGGUAGACAAACCCCACUAGGAUUCUUUUGAGAUUUUUCAUUUUAGCUGAUUUUUUUGUUGAACAACUUCUACGCUACAUAAACAACUGGAGGAUGCUCAUUUGGAUACACUGUGGUUGUCUAGGAUUUUGGAUAAAAUGGAAUAAAAGUAAUCCAUGUGACAUUUAAGCUGUUUUUAUAGUCUCCUAAAAGAGAUUGCUUCCCUGGAACCUCUACAGUUUGCAUAUCAACCUCAUGUUGGUGUGGAUGAUGCUGUCAUCAACCUGCUGCAUCGUGCUCACUCUCACCUGAAUGGGGGGAAGUGCACCUUAAGGAUCAUGUUCUUUGAUUUCUUCAGUGCCUUUAACACCAUCCAGCCCUUUCUGAUGACUGAGAGGCUGCUCAGGACGGGUGUCAGCUCAUCCACUGUCUCCUGGAUUAUUGAUUACUUGUCUGACAGGCCCCAGUUUGUGUAGCUGGGGAGCUCCCUGUUUGAUACCGUGGUCAGUGGUGUAAGGGCACCGCAGGGGACUGUCCUGUCUCCUUUCCUGUUCACUCUACUUUUCUGAUUUCCAGUACAGCUGUGGGUCCUGCCAACUGCAGAAGUUCUCUGAUGACUCUGCAGUGGUUGGGUGUAUCAGAGAUGGACAGGAGGUGGUACAGGACAGUGUUGGCUGACUUUGUAGAGUGGUCCCAGGCAAACCACCUGCUCCUGAAUGUGGACAAGACCAAAGAGCUGGUGAUAGAGGUGAAUCCAGUGGAGCCCAUGGUGGCUGUAGUGGACCACUACAAGUACUUGGGGGUCCACAUGAACAGCAGACUGGAUUGGAAGGACAACAGCAAUGCUGUCUACAAGAAGGGCAUGAGCAGACUCCAUUUCCCGAGGAAGGUUAGGUCCUUCAAUGUGUGCAGAAAGCUGCUGGAGAUCAUCUACCAGUCUGUGGUAGCCAGUGCCCUGUAUGUACUUUGUUGUGGUUUGUUGGGGCAGCAGCACCAGCUAAAAGAACAUAAACCGGAUGGGCAAACUGAUCUGGAAAGCCGAACAAGUCAUCAGCACUCAGGCGUUUGUAACAGUGAGAGACAGGAGGAUGCUGGACAAACUGCUCUCCAUCAUGGACAACCUCACACACCCAUUCCAUGGGACAAUAGAGGGGCAGUGGAGGUCAUUCUCCAAGAGACUCCUCCAUUUUCGUUCCCACAGUGAACGCUACAGGACUUCAUUCACAUUCAUCCACAUGCCACCCAGCUCUACAAUACCUGACCUGUCUGUCAAGAUAAUUCACAACACUAUUGCACUGUACUGUCUGCCCUCCCUUGUACAGUAUAAAGUGUAAAUUUACUUAUAUUUUUACACACUAUUUGUAAAUAUGCAAAUCUUGUUUAUCUUAUAUUGUUGUUAUUUGAUUAUAUUUUAUUCAUAUUACAUUGCAUUUAUUCAAGUGUUUUCUUUUUCUUCUGUAAUUGACCUACUGUACCCAAGCAAUUUCCCUUGUGGAUCAAUCAAGUCUGUAAUUCGUUUUUGAUGGUAAUUGUUUAUAUUUCUUAUUAGUUAUAAAUAUAAUACAUAAACUUG